AUGUUUACCGGUUUGAUCAGUUCGGUGAUGGUUCGAGGCCGUCUGUUCAAGCUGCUUUAUCUUGCCGUUCAGGUUGGGAAGGAUACAGUCAUGAUCUGGGCCAGCCCCCAAAGUUGCCGGGAUGGAUAUCCUUUGAUAUUUUCUCCUUCAAGAAACGAGGACAGGUCAUAUGCGCAGUUGGUGUUGUCCGUCGAAUGGUUGAACCUAUCCCAUUCUGUCCGAAAGUCUUUCAUCGGGUCUGUCUCGAACCACUUUUACAGGAGGUGGGUGUAUAAGUUCUAUUUCAUUCUGGUCCAAAAGUCUUUCAUCGGUCUCUUAAGAUGA
Molecule: messenger RNA, 324 nt
Organism: Seminavis robusta
Lineage: Eukaryota; Bacillariophyta; Bacillariophyceae; Naviculales; Naviculaceae
Source: the annotation of a GenBank genome assembly